AAGGGGGAUUGAUGUUCUCCAAUUUUGGUCUAGCUGUGGAUUACAUAAUGAAGUCGAUCGGAACAACGGAGUUAAGAAAUUUAUAGAAACCGGUGGGCUCUUUCCAGUUCAUUCUCCGCUCCCACCUUUGCACACCAGUAGCAAGUGGUCUAUUACAUCAGCUACUUCCCGCACCAGAACAUUAACUCAUUGCCAUCAUCUACAUUCUUCCUCAAACAACAUUUUAUUCUAUUCCACCUUUUCUUUUGUGAACAACCACAACCUCUACAGUACUGCUUGUCAAAAGCGACAAUGUCUUUCACAAUCACGAUUCGUGCGGGGCCCGCGCGCUUCGCUUCUAGAUUGCCAGAGCUCACGAAAAGCUCUUUCCGAUCGGCAGCUCCCAUCCGAGCAUUCCAUCAAUCCGCAAGGCCAUCCAACUUCUUCACAUCGCGAACCACUGUCGCAUCAACGCUAGCGCGAUCAACGCCGAAAAAUGCAUUUGCGCAAUCGUCGAGGAGCUACAUCCAGCCGACUGCUGCUCCUGCGGCCGACUCGGGUUCGACGAUGCGUCGGCUGCUUACGGGUGGCGCAAUCUUCGGCGGCACUCUUAUCGCCAUCAAUGCUGUCUUCAACCGCGAGACACGAGAGGACGGUGGAAUGCCGGCAUUUGAGCGAUCUUACCUGAACUCGACCUUCCUCCACACUGGCCUCGGUAUCGGUAUUAUCGGCCUUACUGCGCGACAGAUGAUCCACAGUGGUUUUGUCUACAGAUUGAUGGUGACAAAUCCUUGGGCUGUGGCUAUCGGUGGUUUGGCUCUUAGUUUCGGUACCAUGCUCGGAACUCGAGCCGUUGACCCUGACAACUACGUCCCCAAGUACGCACUGUGGACUGCGUUCAAUGCCACCCAGGCUGCCUUCGUCGCACCUCUCCUCGCAUUUGCGCCUGGUGCCCUGAUCGCCCGUGCCGGCCUUUACACCGUCGCCAUGAUGGGCUCUAUCUCGUUCGUCGGCGCCACCGCUAAGCAGGAGAAGUACAUGUACAUCGGUGGUCCUCUUCUUGCAGGUGCGGCUAUCGUUGCCGUCUCGGGUCUUGCUCCUCUCGUCAUCCCGGUAACUGCCGCCCGAACUUUGGCAUUCACUGAGAACAUCUGGCUGUACGGUGGUCUAGCGGUCUUCGGCGGUUUCACGCUGUACGAUGUUCAGAAGAUCCUAUACCACUCCCGCCUUGCCGAGCAGGGCAUCAUCAAGAAGGACCCGGUUAACGAGAGUAUAUCGCUGGAGUUGGACUUCUUGAACAUCUUCAUUCGGAUGGUUCAGAUCUUGAUGAUGCAGCAAAACCGCAGGAAGUAAAAGGGAUGAAUCAUAUCAAGGACAGGUCACAUAAAAGCUAGGAGGGCGCCAUGACGGUGAACGAA
Annulohypoxylon truncatum is the source of this 1397-nucleotide messenger RNA. Its product is annotated as inhibitor of apoptosis-promoting Bax1-domain-containing protein. Lineage: Eukaryota; Fungi; Ascomycota; Sordariomycetes; Xylariales; Hypoxylaceae. Bases 292 to 1332 code for a protein of 346 amino acids. Gene Ontology annotation, cellular component: mitochondrial inner membrane. The transcript has 2 exons. The record is from RefSeq and is a predicted model, not a curated record.